AUGGAAAAACAUCUGAUGUUUACUCCAAAUCACGUAAAUCCAGCCAUAACAGACUUCAAAAGAUACGAAGGGUUCUUCCCAGAGAUCAAUGAGAGUUCUUGUGAUCGUUUUUCGAUGGUAAAAGAGAAAGCAACGCAGAGUCCGGAGUCGUCUCGUAGUCUUACUUCGAGCUUCUCUUUCACUGAUGAUGGAUUAUCGAACGCCUCAUCUUCCUUCUCCAGUGGAGAAGAUAGUCCAGGAACGUCCAAGUUCAGUGAAAGUUUCACGAGUUUCUUUGAACAAACCAAAAACUUUCUCAAAACCCCCACGAAAGCUUCCAUCACCCGACCAAGYCCACGAAAGCCCCUAAAACCGAUGAAGAGCGCCAACGAAAGUGACCCAGACUUCAGAGGGGUGACACUGCAGAUGAAAACUAAAAUGACCAAAAGCAAGCACACUAAGAAACCCAAAGCUCAACUGGUCAUAGAUUGCUGUUUUUCUGCCAAAAAGAAAAAGCCUAUCACCUCUCCCGACGGGAAACCCUUGAGACGAAGAUCCUCUUCCCCCAAGUUCAACCCAGCUAUUUAUAGGCUAGGUCAGUCGACCCCAAKCUAUUUCACUAACGACCCGUGCUUCGAUCCCGAUUUGGGUGUGUCUCCGCUACAACUAGAGAAAGAGUGUGCAUCCUGUGGAGCCAUAAAGACACCCCUAUGGCGUGAUGCCGAGGACGGCACCCCUCUCUGCAACGCUUGUGGUAUCCGAUAUAAGAAGUAUCGAAUCCGCUGUCUGCAGUGCUGGUACAUCCCUAAGAAGGAAGAGAAGGCGUUGCCAUUUUGCCCCUGCUGUAGCCACUCGUUCAAGGUGAGCCUGACGAGAAGAGGUAGUGCUAACAGCAUCUUCGACUAAAAAG
This is a messenger RNA of Actinia tenebrosa (Australian red waratah sea anemone), 889 nucleotides long. RefSeq lists its product as uncharacterized. Gene Ontology annotation, cellular component: nucleus. The record is from RefSeq and is a predicted model, not a curated record. Gene Ontology annotation, molecular function: sequence-specific DNA binding; zinc ion binding. Gene Ontology annotation, biological process: spermatogenesis; oocyte development; regulation of transcription by RNA polymerase II. Lineage: Eukaryota; Metazoa; Cnidaria; Anthozoa; Actiniaria; Actiniidae.